This is a messenger RNA of Aspergillus eucalypticola CBS 122712, 3882 nucleotides long. RefSeq lists its product as uncharacterized. The record is from RefSeq and is a predicted model, not a curated record. Bases 1 to 3882 code for a protein of 1293 amino acids. NCBI's taxonomy places the organism in Eukaryota, Fungi, Ascomycota, Eurotiomycetes, Eurotiales, Aspergillaceae. The transcript is spliced from 2 exons.
AUGGCCGAGAGUCUGGGGAAGAAAGAGCGGAGAAAGAGCCUGAGCGUCUUCAGCCCAUCAAUGACUACCUCUUCCCUUCCCGCCCCCGCCGCUCAUGAACGGUCGCCCUCCGAUGAUGCCCAGGUUCUGAAGAAGAAAUCGCGACGCAACUCGGGUUUCUUUGGGGUCCGGCACCCCAGUCCCCCGAGAGCCACGCCCACCCGUGGCUUACGUCGUCCCGGCACCGCCGAUUCGGAGUCGGCCACCUACGUGACCGCGCUGCCUACCGUGGCGCUCGAGGGCCCUCGCAGCCGGCGGAAAUCCCUACAGAAACGACGAACCUCCGUGUUUGGUUCCCUUCGGUCGCUACACUCCCAAGAAGAUGACGACCGGUCGCUGGGCCGCUCCAAAGGCUCAUCCCUGGACGAGGACCCUCCCGAGCUGCGACAUGGCAUUGGCUCCAUCAUCCUGCACCAUGGAGAGAUCUCCAUCACCGGAGGCAUGUGGCGGAAGAAGAGCCAUUACCUGGUUCUGACCGACACGCAUCUUGUCCGGUUCAAGAACCAGAGCAAAGCCGCCGAUAUGUUUCCCUCGAUCCCGGCUUCCUUCACCUCCCGCUCAGUGGCGGCCAACCGCCAGUCCGUCGCCUCCAUCAGUUCCCUGCAGGACCCCCAGCUGGCCGCGGCGAGCGAGUCCAUUUCCGGCAUUGCCUUGAACAGCAUCAUUGCGGUUUACAUGUUGGACGAUGGCCGACCGUCGUCAACGGUGGAGGUGGCCUAUGUGGAUGAACGGGCUCAAAAAGCCACCUUCAUCCAGAUGCAGACGCCCGACUUCCAGGAACUGAAUCUGUGGAUGGUGGGCAUACGCUCCGCGGCGGAAUUGAUCCGCGGAGCCGACCCGCUGGUCUUCGAUCAGAAGACGGCGGAUUGCGUGGUCCGCAUGCUCGAGUAUGAGCGGGACUAUGAUCCAGAGACCUUUCGAAUGUUCCGGGUCAUCCAGAUGGCGUCCAGCAAGUCUCCUGCACGGGCAUCAUCUGAAGAUCUCACCAAGCUGUCACCGACGGGCUGUUAUCUCGCCCUUGGGUCGCACAAGCUCCACUUGAUCCCGUUGCACAAGAUCUCCAGCCGCAGCUCCGUGGUAUCCUUGAGUGACCUGGAUGCGGCAACCUCUUUCGGACUGAUGAACCUGACCUGUCUCUCCAUGGAAUGGGGCGACGAUAGCCUGCAUCUCACGUUCCGUGUGCCAACGCGGAAACCGUUCUCGGUCUUCCUCGCAUCCGUGCAUUCCGUGGAGAUUGCCUUUUGGAUUCGACAACAGACCGAGUUCCUACGUCCCUUGUGGAUCAAACAACCGUAUGACUUCAUCGUCCCUCGGGACCUCGACAACGAGAGCAAUUUCCCUCCGGUGAGCUUGGACGAGGAUUACGGUUGCUUCGACCGGACAUUAGUCGCCUACUCGGCUAGCUACGACAUCGACACUUCCAACAUCCGAUAUACCAUUGACGUGCAAUGCGAUGACGCCCCGUGUUUCAGGCUCCUGCCGCCCGCCUCCGCUCGGCAGAAGAAGUAUACCGCUUUAGAGCUGAUCGCCGUCCUGCGAGCACUGCGAUACAACGAGUCCUUCCGGUCUAUAUCGUUUAGUGGUGUCAGCCUGGAUGUUCUGCAAGGCCUACGCGAUAUCUAUGGCCCGGAUAAAGACGCCCUGCUGAGUCGUGCCGGGGCGCCGAUCCAUAUCCCCGGUCAGGAGAACCUAUCGGUGUUGUCCCAGGAAGUGCGUGCGUUGACUCUGAAGAGCAAGUGGCUCCGACGUCUGGACUUCUCCUAUACCCUGAGCCGCAUUCCGAAGUCGGAUAGUGAAAGUCACGAUCCAGGAUGUGGAAUCCCUGAAGCCAUCUUCCCCAUUUGCCGACGAGAGCUGACGAGUGUUGACUGGGUGGUGUUGAACGGUAUCAAGCUGGGCGAUUCGGAUCUCGACUACCUUGUGGAUGCCUCGUCUCAACGGUCCAGUCACAUGCGAGCAUUGGAAGUGGGCAACUGUGGCUUGUCAGUUCACGAUCUUGACCUUCUCCUGUCCACGGUCGUCGCCCAGUCCUCGACUCUGGAGGCGAUGAACAUCUCGGGUGUUCAAGGUCGCCUCAGCCCCGACAUACUCCAGCAAUACCUCGGCUAUUUCAGCCAGAUCAAGACGCUCGACUUGUCUCGUAUCUCUCGCACCUCGGGCACAGAGCCUCUCAUCACCCCUGAGACAUUGUUCAACUGGCGCCUGGAGGAACUCUCGUUGAGCCGGACCCUCGUGAACCGCGAGACCGUCGAUGCCAUAGCCACAUACCUGGCCAGUGAUCGAUCUCGGGGUCUGCGCGUGCUUCGCCUGGACCAGUGUGGACUCAGCGGUCAAGACGUCGCCAUCUUCCUGCAUUCCAUGACAGCCAACGGGUUUCCUCGCGAUUUGCACAUUCACGUCAAUGAGAACCGACUUGACCAAGGCUGCUCGUACCUUUUCAAAGCCAUUGCACAAAACAAGACGCCAACUCAUAUGUCAAUGAGGAUGAUUGAUUUCAAGAAGGAGGAACAAUUCCAGGAGCUGGUGGAGGCCUUGCGAAAGAACCGGACCCUAAAAUGUCUGGACAUCUCCAAGGCGUCUCUUCCGUAUGAUGCUGGCCCUGAGACGUGCAAGGCGCUCCAGCUAAUGUUCGAGGAGAACGAGACGCUUGAAGAUUUGGAUAUCAGUGGCGAAAGCGCUCAUUUGGAUGUCGCUCGGUUUGGAAUUGGUCUGAAUCUGGCCCUGACAGGUCUGAAAAAAAACAAGUCCUUGCGAGUCCUGAGGAUCGAGCAUCAGAAACUGGGCCUGCAAGGUGCAAACACCCUGGCCUCGGUGCUGGAAGACAAUGAAUGUCUACGUGAAGUAUACUGUGAGAACAAUGACAUCAACUUACAGUCGUUCACGGUCCUGGUAAAUGGACUGCAGCGGAACAGAUCCCUACUGAGUCUGUCGUAUAUGGAUCGUGACCGCGUCCAGUCGCUCGACCGGGUCCGGCGUGAGAUCCGGAACGUGAAGCGGGAUGUAAGCCAGGCGCAGAGCUCGGCAACCAGCUCUAUUCGCCGUUCGUUACAUGCCGCCAUGAAUGGAAAGACGAGCAGCAAGUCAUCAAAACAGCAGCAUACGUCUGGUCACCGCUCCGGUGCCUCAGUAGCCUCGAGCCUGAGUGCUACUGCCGAAACCUCACCCCUCUUGCAGCAAGACGUGGAGGUUAUUCUUCAGUCGUUGAGCCGGAAAUGGGAUGGUGAGGUGGCUCGUCUUCGUCGAUAUCUGUACCGAAACUACAACUUGGCCCACGGUAUUGAAGAUGAUAUGGCCGGGUUGGACGAUGACACUUCGAGCGACGGACGCCCCACGACAGCCGGCAGCCUUGGAUUGAUGCUGGACCAUUUGAAACUAGACUUGCCGCCGGAGAUCAAGCCCACGAGCCCGAAAGACCAUUUGGAGAUGUUCAAGGGACUUGAUGCGGAGAGUAGCCUGGUCGCUGAGCUCCGGCAACGCCCGCAGACGGCUCCUUUCUCAGUCCCAGGCUAUGCUCCUCACAUCCUACCACCAGAGUAUGCUGGCUCCAGCACAUCCUCUUCCCGUCUGGCAGUGCCUGUGCCUCCUAUACCAUCUACGGUCAGCAAGUCCAGCAGCGUCCGCAGUGCCCGCAGUUCCAGUACGGUCUCCACCAGUACUCGGGCUAGUGCGCGGAGUACGUACGGAACAGCCUCAUCGACGCUGCGCGGCUUUCUCAGUGGCAGCGCCUCGAAAGAGCGCAAGAAGCUGGAGAAGAUGAGAUCGGGCGCUGUGUGUGUUUCAACAGACCGACCUCCUCAGCUGGAGUGGGCGCCUCCUCCCCUUGACCUGGGGAAGUUCGAGUGA